UGACCAUCUAACUCUUCUUCAUGUCUCGUAGUUUGCUUGAGAAGGUUAUAAGACUCUGCGAAACCCGUGGAUUUUCAAUGGAAUCCUGCGUUGAAGGAUCAGUUGGAACAACGUACACUUACCAAUUUGGACCUCUCGGCACAGAGCUGAGGCGUAACUUGAGAAAUUCUUGGUGGUGUGAUGUGGUGCAAUCAAAAGCAAACAUUUAUGGCUUUGAAACGACUGGAGAAAUUAUCCAUACACUCAAUGGUCAAAAUGGAUCGUCUGCCCGUAGUUAUGUGGGAAAUGAACACGAUAAAGGGAACGUGAUCAGUGAUCUUGGGAAAAGUGAGAAGCCGACAAAUCCAAUCAAGUGGACUUCAGAGAAUGCCAACUUUCUUACCUCAUUGGUAAGGUUCAUCCCUGGGAUCCAAAAACCUUUUGGGAUUGCAAGAAACAGAAAAUACUUUGGAAAGCCAGAAAGCGAUAAAUAUAUUUUUAGGUAUGCCAUCUACUAGACAAGUGAAGCUAAGACUGUAGGUGGAUGAAUGAUAAUUAUAGCACAAUGCUUCGUGCUGUGACCAGUGCGGAGGCAAUCAAGGCAGUCUUCUUUUUUUUCUCGGUUUCUUUGUGCAUACUGUACCUUGUUAACAAAUAAUAGGCCCUUUGAAUCUAGUUAUUCGUGUGGUAUAUAACUGCGAUACUAGAGAGCAAGAGAUGUACUGGAUGGAACAAGACAAAUAAAGGAAAAUUUUAAAUGAUCUAAGCCUUUUGUUUGUCUCGUCCAAGUGCGUCCCGUGCUCUCCAGUAUGGCAGUUUUUUGCCACGACAUGAAUGAGUAGCUGAAAAGAACCUUGCCUAGUCCCUAGGCCUCAUUAUUAUGCGCAGCCGAUGCGUUUCGGGUCACGUGGUCCGAGAAAGUUUUUGAGGCCAAGGCAAACUCGUAGAAGUGAGACAUUUUGUCUCACUUGGGGUGGAGCUUUUGGAAGUGGGCGAGCUGUCAAUAACUUUUCCACGUUGAUGAAAGAUGUCCAGCAGCCAUAGAGAGUACAGAGGAUAAAGAGUUAAACCUAGCAUUUUUAUUCUAUGCACGUUUUCAUCGUUGAAAGUCCUUUGACCUUUCUUUUUCAUUUAUCUCAUUAAACUAAUUUGAACUUUAUUUCGUCUCAAAAACUUUUUGUAGGCUAAGCAAAACAGUGUCGCAAAAAAUAUGUUUGAUCAAGAAUCGGAAUGUAAGCUAAAGAAAUUAGUUUAUAUUUAUUCUUGGAUAUAAAAAGCUAUCUUUUGUUUUUCUAUUUUCGCUUGUUCCUAUAAAUUUCUCGUUAUCAUUUCACUUCAAAAUAUUUUAUGUAAUUUAAUUUUUGGAUUUGGAAGCUUACGAAACUAAUCUGACAGGCUGUUGAAUUUGGUCUCUAAAUUUAGUAGAAUGUCAACAAACUACUGUUUAAAAUCUUUUUAUCAAUAAAGAAAUAUCAUUUUAAUGGUUCAUUUGGAAAUGAACUAAAAGAGAAAGUACUCAAGCACGUUAUACAGUAGUGAGUAUUCUUUCCGAUUCAAAGUAAUAUUUUUGUUCUUUAAUAACAGAAACCAGGUUAGUGCCGAUCUUUAAGCGAAGGAUAUUCACGCGCAAAGUUAUUUAUAGAUUAUUUUAGUUGAACGUGGGAACUUUUCAAAAAUGCAAAAAUGCUCACGUUUGCGCACCCCGAGAUUGUCUAGGCGUCUCCCGGCCAUUCGUCUCGGAUACGUCACCGAAACGCAUUGACUGAGAGGGCUUGUAAAGAUGCCGUAUAGGGACUAGGCAACAAAGAACCGAUCAUUACUAUCUCAGUGAGAAUUUGCAUCUGGCUACAGCACUUGCAAAAUUUGUUUCACCAUUUAUAUACUAACUGAUUGCAUGGUCUUGAUAAGUGUCGUUGAGAGUCUUUGACUUUUAUUAUGCUAUUUUUAUUGGUGCUAAUGAAAUUGGGAGACAGUUGAGCAAGGAAAACUGUUUUAAACCAAUCAGUUUGUCUUGAAAUCUUUCUUUCUGUAAAUGAGGUGGACAUGAAUUGAAAUAAAUGAAAUGAAUCAUAUUUUGAACUGUGAAUAAAAAGAUGAAAGUGUACAUGAUCUUCACAGUAGAUUGAACAACUUUCCUGGCUGAAAAAGAAGCUAGAAAAAUUUCAGGCUCGACUUGGGAUUUAAUCCUGAUGUUUGUGAUGACCAGAUGGAACGCUCUAUCCAUUGAGCUAAUCAAGCUAACUGGAGAGCAGGCCAUUGUGAGUUAUGUUGUGUCCGGUCAUCGCAUAGGUCAUCCUUAUAAAGGCUUCAAAUUUAAAGUUUGUCCCCUCACAUUGAUAUCUUUCUCAAUGUAGAUCUUGUGUAAUGGAGGAAAUGUUUCUUCAGUUCAUUUGUGCUGAAAACAGAGUAAAUGAUUGGAUAAAUCAUUGGAAAAGGCAGAGGCUUGUUUGGUGGAGAAGAUUUGCCAACACUCGCUCAAAUUACAGUUUGUAUGAAGAACAGGUAGAUCUUGAAGCUGGUUUGACCAGUCAAACUUCUGUACAGGUGAGGUUACCAAGUACAAACUAGGGAGGGACACUUGCAUGAACAGUACCCAUGCCUUCUGCCUUCUGCCUUCUGCCUUCAGUCUUGGCAAAUAACACCCUCCUCCAUCCAUAAUUCUUGUAUCAUAUCAAAGCUGAAUCCAAUGAUUCCUCAUCAUUUUCCAGUGUUUGUUGUAUAGGAGUUCUGUUGUCUGACAAAGUUUUGGCAGGUCUUUACAAUACAUCUAAUACUAAUUCAUUAUAUAUUGCAUUACACUUAGCUCUAAAGCACUUACAAAAAAAAAUCAUGGUUGUAUGGGAUUCAAACCCUUGACCUCUGUGAUACCGGUGCAGCGCUCCACCAAUUGACCUAACAAGUGAACUGGCAGCAGGUUGUUGAAUAGUUCAACAACCUGCUCCCAGUUCACAGGUCUAUAACAAACCAAUUAUUGGUUUGUUAUAGACCUGUGAAGUGAAAGGAUGGAUGAUGAGUUAUGAAUAUUGGUUCAUAUAUUCAUGACUCAUCAUCUUCCUUUCACAGGUUUAUAAUGAAGCAAUUCCAUGACUUGCUCCCAGGCGGCUUGUUAGCUCAGUUGGUAGAGUGCUGCACCAGUAUCACAGAGGUCAAGGGUUCAAAUCCCGUACAGGCCUAAGUUUUUUUUCUCAGGGUUUCUUUUGGCAACUACAAAAGUUGCGUCUAUAUUAAACUGCGGUGAUCUUCUUUUCUAUAAUAAUUACAAUUUUAUUCUUCACCCCGCAGUUCUCAUUUAUGAUUUUGUUAUAUUCAUAACUCAACAUCAUCAUUAUUUAUCAUCAUCAUCAUCAUCAUCAUCAUCAUGUUAACAAUGCUUUCAUUUCUUUCCAGUAUGCAUUUCCAUGGGGACAGGAAACAGUUGAUUCCAUGAUUGUUAUAUCUGACCUUCAUCAACACAUGGACACCAAGCAAUGUAGUGAACUUCCCUUUAGUGAAGAAUCAAAGUUGCAUGCCAUCCAGAUCAAAACCGACCUUAAUAGAGGUAUAAGAAAAUGUCCUGGCCAACUCACCAGGUGCCAGUUCAAAAGGUGGAUAGCGCUAUCCAGUGAAUGAAUAACUAUCCAGUCAAUAAUGCAUUUGGUUCUCGUGCGACUUAACUGCUGGAUAGUGAUUUAUCCCGUCAAUAGCGCUAUCCAACUUUUGAACAACUGGGGCCAGGCCUCAAGUGUAAAAUUGGAUAGCGUAAACUGACACUUGUAAGCCCUGAGCUCUCUAAGGUGUUUUAGGAGGGCUUGCAAACAGAGGGGCUUAUAUCUCAGGGGGUCUAUAUUAGAAAAAGAGCGCUUCAAAACAAGCUAUAGCAGUGCUGAUCAAAAGACGUUUUGCAGUUACUGGUUAUUUGAACUUCAAAACUCCAUAAUAAAUCGAUUUUAUUUCAAUGCAAGCUAGAUGGUGGGGGGGGACUUAUAUCAGGGCUGGGGGGUUAUAAUAAAUUGCUUGAUGUAUUCUUUUGUUGACAGGUUGAUGACCUUAUAAGUGGGAGGAGGGGGGCUUAUAAGUGAAAGUUUAAGACAGAAUCCAUUAGGAAAUUGAGUAAUUUUAAUUUUCAGUGGACAAAAACGUUGUGUCAGAAUAAAUUUAAACAAUAUCUCACUCUUUUUUUUACACUUUUCAAGGGCUAUAGGUAUAACUAGUUAUCUGUAAUAACACCAAAGACAAUUUCUCAUGAGAGCUUGAGAAAAUAUAUGUCAUAUUUCACACAAAAUGUGAAAACACAGAUAAAUUGUGAAAAUUUCAUGUGUAAGAUGUCAUUUUGUGAAAUUUGAAAUUUGUUUUCAUGGGCGCCCAUAAGAAAUUUUCUUUGGUGUUAUUACAGAUAACUAAUUUAAUAUGCCUAUAGCCCUUGAAAAAUGUGAUAAAGAAUGCAAUAUGAUUAAAAUUAUUCUCGUUCAAAGUCCAAUGCAAUUUAUGAUUAAAAUUAUUUUUCUACAAUAUCUAUAUUGAAUUUUUGUCCAGGGAAUUUUACGUAGGUCAGACAGUUUGUCAAUGUUAGGCUAACAAGUCAAGUUUACAAAAAACCAAAAGUGCCCAUGGGCUCCUAAUUCAUCUUUUAUCUUUUUUAGGUUUGCUAAUCCUUGCCUUCUUUUCUAUUUGAUGUGUUAUAUAUACCCACCCUUUUAAUGUUUUGAGCUUUAAUAGUUUUCAUCAUUUUAAGGUCUUUUAACGGUAAACUUAAUUUUGAUGAAUUUUGCAGCUGCUUAAAGGUUAUCUUCACACUACACUGGAUGGUUUUCGUGCAGACACGAAAAGCUAUCGUAUAUAGUAUGAACAGCAUUCUCCAAACUUGUUUUUCUCUCCAAAAAAGAGCACAGUGAAGUUAGACUGCAAAACAGCCCGUAUUUUUCUGUAUUCAAGUUCGCGCGAGCAGUCAAACAAAAGGUCUGGACUCGUGCGCUUCGCGCGGAAGACUCCUACGCCACGCUUUACCGAUUUCUUUACUGAUUUUGAGAAAACACCCGACUGUUUUGCAGUCUACGGUGAAACCUGCGGAGGAGGAUAAUCCGGCAUGACGUUCGUGCCGGCGAAAGAGCUAUCCGGUUCGCUCUGAACAUAGCCUAAAAGUACGGCUGUUUUGCAGUAUGUAUGUGUUCGAGCGUUUUUAACAUGCACCCUCUGCUCUUAUUAAAGGAUUUCUUUCGUUUUUGAUGGAUGCAUACCUGGAAAAGGAGCGUUCAAACGAGAGUGGCAAUGUGGACGUGUACACAGUGCUUCAUCUGCACCCACGUCUGGCUCCUAUUAAGGUGGCUGUUGUUUGUCAAACACCGCAACAAAAGGAGCAUUGUGAUGUGGCACUACAGCUGUCAUCAGAACUUAGAGAAGCAGGUAAGUGAAAGAGAGAUUGGCGAUUUUGACCAUUAGCGCGAGAUUUGUGUUAUGUAGCAUAGCACUAUGCAGUUCUAGAUCGAGACCUUGAGGACACCCGGUCAUCCAGACCCUGAGAUAAGCGGGGAGCCUGGUCUACAAAAUUGUUAUUUCGCCCCCCCGGGCCUCAGUUUGGUCUACAAAUAAUUGGGGGGGGCGACCCCUCCCCUGGAUCCGCCUCUGCUAUGGUCGACUGAUAUAGAAUAUCGUAAACUUCAGCUGUUAACCCCCCCACUUACAAGUCCCCCCCCCCCAGUAAGAGGCCUAACUACCUGUAAACAAAAAAAAAAUACAUCCGUUUAUAGGCCCCACUCGGAUAUAAGUUCCCCCUCAAGCUUCUAUUAAAAUGAAUUUGCUUUCCUACGACGGUUCGAAGCUUAAAAAGCCAGUAAAUUCAGAAAGUGGUGAUCAGCACUGCUAUGUAGCAUGUUUUGAAAGGCAGUCCGUUUACAAGCCAAACCCCCCUCCCCCGGAGAUAAGCCCUCCUAAAACCCUUCACAAAGUUUUAGAAAACCAGGGCUUAUAAGGGGAAAGUGCGCGCGUACGACGGCGACGGCAGUGAGAACGGCAAAAAAUCAAUAGGUUAAGAUAAGCAAAACAACAACUCUGCGCGUUUUUUUGUACAUUUCUUUGCCGUUACUGCACGAUUACGGCGUGAAAAAGCCUAAUUUUGCGUUUUGUGGAGACCGUGAACACAAGACAACGACUUUCUUUUGCUUUUUCUUCACUUCGACACAUUCCUUUAGAAUUCAUCUUCAGAAAAACUUGCCAUCGGUUGACGAAUUGAACGAGAAGGAAUAAGCGCGAUAAAGUUUGAAAUAGCGCGAAUUUGCUUUUUAAGUGACGUUAUCAUACAGGCCGUCGUCUUCCUUUUUCUUUUUCGUAUUUCUGAUGAGUGCGUAAAUAUCGCACGAAGCACUUUCCAAGUGGUAUUGUUUUUAUUUUUAUUAUAUACAUAAUUUCAGAACUUUUCAAAAAUAAUUAAUGUUGAAGUGAUAAAAUUUGUCACCACACAUCGCGAAAUUAAAAGUACCGAUUAAAAGUGCAACUUAAGCUUACGCCUUGUUCUGUUCCCCCGCCCCUGUUUUUGCCGGCUCUCUUCAAUAUAUGAAACUAUUCCACUUCAACUUGUUUUUCUUUUCUACGAGACAGAAUUCUACUUUAUAGUCUCAACAUACAGAUUUUCUCGUUGAAUGUAUGUGAAGCAACUUACAUAGUGAGGGCGAUGCAAGAUACAAGCGCCGAUAAAAGUCGGGAAUUUUGCCGCGAAACUCCUACACCUCUGUGGCUUUUGAUUGGACGUAUAAUUUUUUUCACAUGUAAAAAACAUCGUUCGCGAUUCAGAUAGGACUGUUCGUUUUUCUCACUUACGAAAAACACCGUUCGCUCCUCUGACUACCUAGAAUUUAUUGGCCUACGAAAAUCUACGACGUAGGUUUUCACUGAGUAUAUCUCAGUUCUCAGUACACAUGUAUGUGUAUAAUAAUUUUGUGGAUGCUCCUGCUUCUUUUAUUUGCUAUUGCGAGAUAUGCGCGCCACUACAUGGCCAAUAGGACUUCUUCCUUACGGGAUCAUGGCAAGAAAUACAGAGAAAUACAGGUCCACAGUGGAGGAUCCAGGCCUUCAGAUGGGUGGGGCGGGGAGGGGGGAGAGGCGGUCGCGAACAAAAUUUUUUACGGCCUUUUGAGCCUCAGUUUGGUCUAAAAUAAGGGGGGCGGAACCUCCGGGCCCCUCCCCUUGAUCGGCCACCGGUCCACCUUGCCCGCUCGAGUAACCAAUCAAAAAACAAGAUUGGUUCAUUUGGCACGCUUAGCCUUCAGAGCAGGCGCUAUUUGUUGGCGUUUUUCGGGCGAGCGAAGCACGAAACUGGCGUAGAGCGCGAGACACGCGCGGUGGGGGAAGGCGCGGAAAAAAUGACGCCUGUCCACACGCCACUGUUUGUUCCAUUCCAUUUUACCUUUUCUGCGCCUUUCGCCAUCGCGCGUGUCUCGCGUUCCUCGCUCGCUUUGCGCUUUCCUUCGUUCGCCCUCGAAACCAGCCUUAUAAAUAAUAGGGUGACAUAAUGAAGGAUGUUAUUCAUCCUGUUGAAUGACUGUUCUGCUUUCAAUUGAUAUUUUUAGGUAUCACCACUCAUUGCCUAUUGCAAGGCAGUACAAAUGAGUGCUACGCUUACCAUGACGAAAUUGGGACCCCAUACUGUGUUACAAUCAUUGAUUCAACACUGAGCAAUGGAAUAGUCAUGUUUAGAAGCAGGAACACUACUCUGCAGGAAUUUAUGCAUGUCUCCGACGUUGUUAGCACCGUCAGAAAACACCUUGGAUUGAGUCCGUAAUGUGACAAAACGAGGUGUUUUUGGA
Messenger RNA from Porites lobata, 7754 nucleotides. The record is from the annotation of a GenBank genome assembly. Lineage: Eukaryota; Metazoa; Cnidaria; Anthozoa; Scleractinia; Poritidae.